AUGGCGCCCCCACCGCUCCACCUCCCGCCCUACUUAGCCCCCACCUGGCCCUCCGGGCGCCCCCGUCCCGCGCCAUCAUUGAGAUCACCGUCCUCGCUCCACCCCUUCUCCGACCUCCUCACCGAGGCGCUCGGGGCCGAGAGCUUAGACCCCGACGACGUCGCCAUGGACGACGACGCCGCGGUCGAAGGCUGGGCCCAGUCUUGCAAGAGGCAGCAACACCACCUCCAGGAAGUCGACGACGAAGCCGACCAAGGGUUCGUGAUGCCGAGGCGGACGAGGAGCGGGAGGGCGUUCCCGCCGCCGAUAUCGGUGAUCGGCAAGGGCGGGCGGCCGUGGCUGACCCUCCGGGCGCACCGGGAGGACGGCCGGCUCGUGCUGCGGGAGAUGCGGCUGCCAUCGCAGGAGCUGCUCCAGUCAUGCAAGGAGGACGGGAGGUUCAAGCUGUUCAUGCACCCGGAGGCCGGUGGCCGAUGCGUCGCCGGCGCCGCGGGAUCACGCGCCACGACGGCCGUGGCGCAGGACUAG
This is a messenger RNA of Triticum turgidum subsp. durum (durum wheat), 528 nucleotides long. The record is from the annotation of a GenBank genome assembly. Lineage: Eukaryota; Viridiplantae; Streptophyta; Magnoliopsida; Poales; Poaceae.